Talaromyces proteolyticus is the source of this 1092-nucleotide messenger RNA. RefSeq names its product NAD dependent epimerase/dehydratase family protein. Bases 1 to 1092 code for a protein of 363 amino acids. The transcript has a single exon. The record is from RefSeq and is a predicted model, not a curated record. NCBI's taxonomy places the organism in Eukaryota, Fungi, Ascomycota, Eurotiomycetes, Eurotiales, Trichocomaceae. Gene Ontology annotation, molecular function: oxidoreductase activity, acting on the CH-OH group of donors, NAD or NADP as acceptor.
AUGUCUUCAGUUCCACCAGGAGGUCUAAUUCUUGUUACCGGCGCUAACGGAUAUAUUGCCAGCGUUGCUAUCCAAGUUUUCCUACAACGCGGCUACUGUGUUCGUGGUACUGUACGCUCCGUCGCCUCCAAUGCCUGGAUGAAGGCAUACUUCGGUCCCAAAUUCGAACUUGUUGAGUUACCGGAUAUUCAUACUCCAGGAGCCUUCGACGGGGCUCUUAAAGGAGUGGAUGGCGUCGCCCACAUCGCUAUGAACAUGGAUAUGAACCCACAAAACCAAGCUAUCAUCGAACAAACUAUCAAAUCCAACCUGCAGCUUUUAGAAGCUGCAGCAAAGGAACUCAGUGUUAAGAGUGUUGUUAUAACGUCUUCCUUAGCUGCCUGCGCACUCCCGACUACCGGCAAGCCGUACAAGAUUAACUCGACUACCUGGAAUACUGAAGCCAUUGACCAAACGAUCAAGCCAUGGAACUCCGAGGGCAACCCCCGUUGGCAUGGAAUUAUCCUCUACGGUGCUUCUAAGGCGCGCGGUGAGCAGGAAGCCUUUGCAUGGGUGCAUGAGUAUAAGCCAGCCUUCUCCUUCAAUACAGUUGUGCCAAACGUAAACUUCGGCAUAGCUGUAUCACCCGAGAACAUGAGCUAUCGCAGCACCUCUGCCGUUCUCGAUGCUGUGGUUAAGGGCUACCCUGCUACACCAUCGAUUGUGCCGCCACAGUGGUAUGUCGAUGUUGAGGAUACGGCGCUGCUACACUUGGCCGCCUUGACACUCGAUGGUGUGAACCAAGAACGUCUUCUGGCCUUUGCAGGAAAAUACUCGUGGACGCAGCUUCUGGAUAUAUUGCAUAGACGGUAUCCCCAGAAGAUUUUGUUACAGUCAGUUGAGGAAUCGGUUGUGGAUGCUGGCGAGGUGGAUAAUGAGCGCAGCAUCGAAUUGCUGAAGAGGAUGGGUAAGGAGGAGGGGUUUACGUCGUUGGAGGAUACACUUGUUAAGGCUGUGGACACCAUUAUUGAAAACCAAUCCAAGAAUGUACCUAAGACGAGGAUAGAUCUUUUUUAUGAGUCUCUGGCUAGCAAGCCCGCUGAUGAUAGUUGA